This is a messenger RNA of Pantherophis guttatus, 1381 nucleotides long. It is a transcript of the gene YEATS4, whose product is annotated as YEATS domain containing 4. Lineage: Eukaryota; Metazoa; Chordata; Lepidosauria; Squamata; Colubridae. The record is from RefSeq and is a predicted model, not a curated record. Gene Ontology annotation, biological process: regulation of DNA-templated transcription.
AAGCUAUUGUAUGAGGGUCGCGGACUUCUCUCAGAGCGGGGACGCCGGGUUGCGGAGAGAAGGGAGAGUUUCCCUAGUCUCGCGGCCGAUGGGCGGGCAGAUGAGGCCGGCCUUGCCCUGGCUGCGCUAGAGCGGCGCGAGGAGCCUUCCCUUCCGGUGCAAUAUGUUCAAAAGAAUGGCUGAGUUCGGGCCUGACUCUGGUGGGAGAGUGAAGGGUGUAACUAUUGUAAAACCCAUUGUUUAUGGUAAUGUUGCCCGCUAUUUUGGCAAGAAACGAGAAGAAGAUGGCCAUACACAUCAGUGGACAGUUUAUGUUAAGCCUUAUAGAAAUGAGGAUAUGUCUGCUUAUGUAAAGAAAAUCCAGUUCAAGUUACAUGAAAGCUAUGGUAAUCCACUGAGAGUGGUAACUAAGCCACCAUAUGAGAUCACUGAAACAGGUUGGGGUGAAUUUGAAAUCAUCAUUAAGAUAUUUUUUAUUGAUCCUAAUGAAAGACCGGUGACUCUGUAUCAUUUGCUGAAGCUGUUUCAGUCUGAUACAAAUGCCAUUUUGGGAAAGAAAACUGUUGUUUCUGAAUUUUAUGAUGAGAUGAUUUUUCAGGAUCCUACUGCUAUGAUGCAGCAACUGCUAACUACAUCUCGUCAAUUAACACUUGGUGCUUAUAAGCAUGAAACAGAAUUUGCCAGUGUAGAAGUAAAAACUCGAGAGAAGUUGGAAGCUGCUAAGAAGAAGACCAGCUUUGAGAUUGCAGAACUUAAAGAAAGAUUAAAAGCAAGCCGUGAAACUAUCAACUGUCUAAAAAAUGAAAUAAGGAAGCUUGAGGAUGAUGACCAAACUAAAGAUAUAUAAUACCUAUUUACUACUUUAAGAGACUUCACAUGAAACCUAUUUUGAUCAUGGAAAUAACACAUUUCCUUUUCUGGGAAAAACUGCAUAUAGGCAUUCUGGAGAGAUUUUUUUUUUUUUUUUUGUGGACAAAAGGAAAAAAUUCAGUAUUAUGACAAUUCACUAAGUAUUUUUUUUUUUUAGAAAAUAAGCAAUAUUUUCAUGGUUUUAAGCUGCAAUUGCUUAUAACUUGUUCAUAGUCUGAUGUUUUGAGGAGUAUAUGAAAUCCUUCUAUGAUAUUGUUAUUAAGUGUGUAGUCAAAAUUCUACGUAUUUACAUAAACCAUCACUACCUUAACGAAAAAUAAAACUGUACCAUAGGCAGCUAAACCAAGUCUUCUAUUAUUUUGUUUUCAGAUUUCUCAGAAAUGAGAUAGAACUGUACAAAGAAAUAUCAAUGGUAGGUUUACCCUUACAGAGGACAAAACUGAUCAUGACUCUAUUUGGAAACUGUUGUCUGUUGUUCUAGAGUUCCAGUAAUAAAAGUAAUAUGUGAAAA